This is a messenger RNA of Oppiella nova, 1323 nucleotides long. NCBI's taxonomy places the organism in Eukaryota, Metazoa, Arthropoda, Arachnida, Sarcoptiformes, Oppiidae. The record is from the annotation of a GenBank genome assembly.
AUGUUUAAAGGUCUCACAGAUUAUAACACUUUGAAUGAAUUGGAAAUCAAUAAACUUGGAGAGUUAUUGAGCUUGUCCAAAAUAUUUGAGUACCUGUCCAGUAAACACUUGUUAAAACUGAAGGACAUAACACAAUACCUUAAGAUUACUCCUAAAAGAUCGGAAGAGACUGUUAAAGAAUUGCUAAGUUUUAGCAAAGGGUUGAGUGGAUUCACUAAUGAUAAUGACAUCUCAGUUAUAGCUAGAUUAUUUGUGCAAGUUUCUACCCCUAUGGAACCGGGACCGAAUAAUAUUGGAAUUGGACGAAACUUUUUCGCAUUUACGUGCGAUUCGUGUAAGUAUUUCUUUAGACGCUAUGCACUCAACGAUAAGCCAUUUAAAUGUCCAACGAGUGGGAAAUGUGUUAUAAACCCACAAACAAGAUCUUUGUGCAAGAAAUGUAGACUUCAUAAAUGUUUUGAAGUUGGAAUGAGAAAGGUACCUACAGAAUUAAUACGAAGUGAUGCCGAAAAUCAAUUGAGAAAACUUGAAGUCCGGGAGAAUAAACGCAAACUAAACUUAUUAAUCAAAUACAAGAACUCUGUUGAUUCAGAAUAUUCUGGUUAUUCAACAAGCAGUUUAUUACCACGGUCAUAUGGAAAUGAUGAAAGGGAUUUUAUUUUAGAUUUAAUUGAAAAUACUCUGAAUAUAAGUGAUGAACAGAUUAAGGAAAUUGAAAGCUAUUUGUCCCUGACCACAUCAAAUACUUACCUAUCAUUAGAUGAGAUAUUAGCAAAAUAUGAGAAAUUCUUUAUAACUCCUGUAUUCAGAGAACUCGUGGAUUAUAACGGGUUGAAUGAAUUGGAGUCCAAUCGGAUAUCCGAGUUAUUAAACGCGUCUAAAAUAAUAAACAAUCCCAUGACUAAAAAUAAUUUUAUAAUAACUGAUUGGGAAGAGUUAGUUAAAGUGACAUCUUAUAGGACCGAGGUGCAGAUCCAAGAAUUUAUAAAUUUUUGCAAAACAUUUAAUGGAUUAUCAAAUCUAUGUCCAACUGAUCAGUCCAUAUUAAUUAAGUACGGAUUAAUGGAGUUAUUUGUAAUCUAUCAUCUAUUAUGCUAUAAUAAGGAUACUCAGAAAUUUACAUUAUAUUUAAUUAUAUGGAUUAUUAUCACUAUUUCGGACCACGCUCAAUUAGCGAUGGAGUGUCUGCUGAUAUCCUCAAGUUUCAGGUUCUUAAGCGUCAAAUCAAUCUCUUCUUCGACCACUUUAGCGACCAUUGAAGAGACGGCUGAUAUGAGGAGACAAACGAAACCCAAUUUAAAGCACCCGUUUUGCUGUAAGUAA